UUUUUUUUCUUCUUUUUUUUUUUCCACUUCUUUGAUUAUUGUUUAUAUUUGGGAAAGCUGGACGAGCAUGGUUUUGAGCCUUUUCCUGAAUCCAAGUUUUUCUAGCAUGCGAUGGUUCUGUAGACGAGGCGCUGUGUCCGGGAGUCCGCGGCGGCCGUGCCGGUGGGAGCGACUCCGGAGUCUGGCAGAAUAUGCAACUGGUUUUAUGGAAAAACAGCGAUGUGAAGUAUGGUGCCUAUUUUUUUUCCUUUGUAGAAAUAAAAAGCAUGUUUCUAACUCUUUUUUUUUUUUUUUUUGGGCAUACUCUUUUUCUCAUAAGAUUUUUGUAGAGGUGGGAUUUUACGGCAGUGUUUACAAGUUUGUGGCUUUGCAAUACAGGUACAAACCACUGAGCAAAAAAGAUAUUAAUUUUCUAUUUUUUUGUGCCCUUUUUGGAAGCCGGUGAGAACAAAUUCGUUUUUUUCCCCUCCUGUUUUUGAUACCCAUUGAUAACAUGAAACUUUUCUUGCAGCUGGUUACUGGGAUUAUUUUUACGCAAAAUACUUUUUUCCUCCUUUAAAUUAACUGACUUUUGCACAUCCGACUUUUUUAAAAAACCGAGAUAAUUUUAUGAUAGAUAUCCUGAUAUCUAUAUCUAUAUUAUCCCUUCUUUCUCUCCCUCCCCUCCCCGCAAAUCAAUUUUCAAAUGAUGGCAGUGGAAGGUUUUUCUGGAAAAAAAAAAAAAAUGAAGUGCGGUUUGGUUUCCUUGUCAACGGAGGAUGAAGUGAACAGCUGAGCAGCUCGCAGAGAGCAGGAUUAAAACAAGGUGAGCCGACCAUGACUGGCAAAACACAGACCAGCAAUGUCACCAAUAAGAACGACCCCAAGUCCAUCAACUCCCGUGUUUUCAUCGGCAACCUAAAUACAGCCAUUGUCAAGAAAGUUGACAUUGAAGCCAUUUUCUCAAAGUAUGGAAAAAUAGUCGGAUGCUCAGUUCACAAAGGUUACGCCUUCGUACAGUACAUGAGUGAGCGACACGCAAGAGCUGCGGUGGCCGGGGAAAAUGCCAGGAUCAUCGCGGGCCAGCCACUCGAUAUCAACAUGGCAGGGGAACCCAAACCAUACAGACCAAAACCUGGAAACAAGAGGCCCCUUUCUGCACUUUAUAGACUCGAGUCAAAGGAGCCUUUCCUGUCUGUUGGUGGCUAUGUCUUUGACUAUGAUUACUACAGAGAUGAUUUCUACAAUCGGCUGUUUGAUUACCACGGGCGUGUGCCUCCGCCUCCCAGGGCAGUAAUCCCGCUGAAGCGUCCCAGAGUGGCUGUGACAACGACCCGCAGGGGAAAAGGAGUCUUUUCCAUGAAAGGGGGCUCGAGAUCUACUGUCAGUGGGUCUUCCUCAUCAGGCUCCAAAUUGAAAUCAGAUGAGUUACAGACAAUCAAGAAAGAAUUAACCCAGAUCAAAACUAAAAUUGACUCCUUGCUAGGGCGCCUGGAGAAGAUUGAGAAGCAGCAGAAGGCUGAGGCAGAAGCUCAGAAGAAGCAAUUGGAAGAGAGUAUAGAGCUGAUCCAAGAUGAAUGUGUGUCAGAGAAUGCAGAUCACUCUACAGAGGAGCCUGCUGAAGGAGGGCCAGAUGCGGAUGGAGAAGAGAUGACUGAUGGGAUAGAGGAGGACUUCGAUGAAGAUGGGGGUCAUGAGCUGGUAGGAACUAAACAUUUGGUGUCCACACCCUUUGGUAACAGCACCAGCAUGUUAGCGUCUCAUUCAUCCUAAAACAAAGAUGAACUAUUUGGAGCUUA
Molecule: messenger RNA, 1778 nt
Organism: Ceratotherium simum simum (southern white rhinoceros)
Lineage: Eukaryota; Metazoa; Chordata; Mammalia; Perissodactyla; Rhinocerotidae
Gene: RALYL
Product: RALY RNA binding protein like
Cellular component (GO): nucleus
Molecular function (GO): RNA binding
Source: RefSeq, a predicted model, not a curated record